AUGCCGGACGAGAAGCGAUUGAAGUCGAAAGAGGUGAAGCGGAAGAACGUCGUCGAAGCGCUUAAACGGUUGGACCUGUUCCUGACCAAGUUUGAUCCCGAUCAGCAUCAAAGCGAAGUUCCCCAUCGUCUGGAGCGACUGGAGAAAGUGUGGAAUGCGUUCGAAAUCGUCCAAGAAGAAUACGAGGAAUUGGACGACUCUGAAGAGUUCGUCCAAAAGAAUCUAGAGCUAUGCGGUACAGUCGAGGAGAUGUACUUCCGUGUAAAGGCUGGAUUAGUAUCGAAGCUACCAGCACCCGCCGAUCCCGUUGCACCCGCUGCGGCUCCAGUUGCACCCGUGGUUCCGAACCCCCUCGCUAACGUGAAGCUCCCGACAAUUUCUUUACCGGAGUUCGAUGGAGACUUCAAUCAUUGGUUGACAUUCCACGAUACGUUUGUGUCUAUGAUCCAUUCGUCGACGGAGAUAUCUCAAGUCCAAAAAUUUCAUUAUCUCCGGGCAGCUUUGAAGGGCGAAGCUGCGAAUUUGAUUCAGUCGAUCACGAUCACAGCGAACAACUACGCCGUCGCUUGGGAUGCGUUGGUGACCUGCUAUUCGAACCGCGCCAUACUUCGGAAGAAACACAUCCGAGCCCUUCUGAAGCAUCCGAAGAUCCCGAACAACAACGUAGAAGCCCUGCACAAAAUCGUGGAUGAAUUCCAGCGUCACACGAAGGUCCUCGAACAACUUGGCGAGCCUGUGGACCAAUUCAGCUCAAUCCUAAUCGAAUUGCUGGAGGACAAACUGGAUGACGCGUCGCUCACGGCGUGGGAGGAAUCCGUCGCCACAGUAGCGCACCCAACCUACAACGACAUGGUCCAAUUCUUGCAAAAGCGAGCCCGCAUACUGGAGACCAUUUCAAUCAACCGUCCUCAGCACACCCCGUCGAAGUCAAAUAACCAACCUCCCGCUCCGAAGAAGUUCCCCUCCACCCGACUUAGUACAAACGUCGCUUCUGACGGAUCGUCCAAAUCGUUCCCAAACUGCCCUGCAUGCGAGAAGCAGAGACAUUCCAUCUUCGACUGCUCCGUGUUCAACGGUCUGGACGCAAAGGGCCGUAUGAAGGUGGUGGCGGACAAAAAGCUUUGCAGCAAUUGUUUCCGCAGUGAUCAUUUUGCCCGCAACUGCCGCUCGAAGUUCAGCUGUAAACACUGCUCGCGGCGGCAUCACUCCAUGAUUCACCCUGGACGAUUUGAAGUGGAUAAGCAGGGAUCUGAUGGCGGUUCCGAGAAUCCGUUGCCCAGCACGUCCAGCGUAGUGACAGCGGUCGCUGCAAUCCCAACACCCGAGGUCGUUUCGACGGCCAAAUCAUCCAACGCCAGCGUGAUUCUGCCAACAGUAGUGCUACUAGUCGUCGACGUCUACGGCCAAGAGCAUAUCGCCCGGGCGCUGCUGGAUACAGGUUCCCAACCCAACGCAAUCAGCGAACGAUUGUGCCAAUUACUUCACCUUCCCCGAAAGGUCGUCAACGUUCCGAUCGCUGGAGUUGAUGGCACUAACACAAACGCUAAAUACGAAGUCCGCACAGAAAUCCGCUCCCGUCUGGUAAAUUUCGCCGAAUCCCUGGAAUUUCUGGUGUUUCGGAAGGUGACUAGCGAUACACCGUCUGUUUCGUUCUCCACCACUCGAUGGAACAUUCCCGACAGGUUUGCUCUCGCUGACCCCGACUUCAACACUCCCAGGAGAGUCGACAUGAUACUCGGCGCUGAACAUUUCUAUUCGUUCAUCCGAGAUGGACGAUUCCGUUUACCAAACCAUGGUCCUUUGCUCGUCGAGACUGUUUUCGGCUGGAUCGUUGCCGGGAAGUUCGAAGAUCCGCAUGAAGCAGGCGAGCGCUCCGUUGUUACUUGUCAUGCGGCGACAGUUACCCCCGUAAACGAACUGCUAGAGCGAUUCUGGCGCAUCGAGGAGCUGCAUGGACCAAACUACUCCGUAGAGGAACAGAAGUGCGAGAACUACUAUCAGGAAACCGUAUCCCGCGAUCCGACCGGUCGCUACAUCGUCCGGAUGCCAAAGCACCCCGAUCACGAGAAAAUGAUUGGAUUAUCGAAAGCAUUCGCCACCCGCCGACUGAGGUCGUUAGAACAGCGACUGUCAAAAGACGAAAGUGUGAAGAAGCAGUACCACGACUUCCUUCACGAAUACAUCACCCUCGGCCACAUGGCUGUGGUUCAAGAAGCUGAAGAAGACGAUGCAAAGGCUUGUUACCUCCCGCACUAUCCCGUCCUGAAGGAGUCAAGCUCUACCACGAAAGUGCGAGUGGUCUUUGAUGGGUCGGCCAAGACCAGCUCCGGACACUCGCUCAAUGAUUCUCUACUCGUGGGUCCCGUGGUUCAGGACGACCUCCUGAGCCUAAUCCUUCGUUUCCGGAAGUUUCCGGUAGCUCUGGUGGCGGACAUCGAGAAGAUGUAUCGCCAAGUUUCGAUGCAUCCACAGGACCGUCCACUACAAAGAAUCCUGUGGCGUUUUCACGCGUCUGAGCCCAUUCAAACGUAUGAACUGGGCACAGUCACUUAUGGUCUUGCUCCGUCCUCGUUCCUCGCCACACGAACCCUCUUGCAGCUCGUCGAAGAUAAAGGAUGUCCGUUCCCGAAAGCUAGCGCGGCAAUCAAGAAGAACGUGUAUGUAGAUGACCUCAUCGGAGGAGCCGACAGCACCGAAGAAGCCAUCCAACUGCGUGAGGAGUUAGGCGAUCUGCUUCAAAAAGUUCUGGCUGGCCUAUCUCCUGAUGAGCUCGGAAUGCAAUCGUCCAUGAAGUUCGACCCCGACGAAAGCAUCAAAACCCUCGGAAUUCGAUGGGAACCCGAAGCGGACGUGUUUCGUUUUGACUUCUCCGUUACCGUAAAGGAUCAACCACCAACUAAACGCCUCAUCCUCUCCGCUAUUGCACAGCUUUACGACCCCCUUGGCCUUUCCGGCUCGCAUUUCUGGGGUCCAACUUAUCGGUAUUACUGCCGGCUUUCGGUGAUAGAAACCGCCAAGCCUUGCGGGCACCGCCUGGAAGCUCCUCAUCUGGAGGCUGCCUCAUCCGCUUCUGCAAGUGCUUGUCAAAAGCAGUCGCAUCCGCCGCUAACUUUGGGCUACCUGCGAAAGCGAAGGCCUCCUCCUGGGUAG
This is a messenger RNA of Aedes albopictus (Asian tiger mosquito), 3150 nucleotides long. RefSeq lists its product as uncharacterized. Bases 1 to 3150 code for a protein of 1049 amino acids. The record is from RefSeq and is a predicted model, not a curated record. The transcript is spliced from 3 exons. NCBI's taxonomy places the organism in Eukaryota, Metazoa, Arthropoda, Insecta, Diptera, Culicidae. Gene Ontology annotation, molecular function: zinc ion binding; nucleic acid binding.